Dermacentor andersoni is the source of this 1440-nucleotide messenger RNA. RefSeq lists its product as uncharacterized. Gene Ontology annotation, molecular function: catalytic activity. The record is from RefSeq and is a predicted model, not a curated record. NCBI's taxonomy places the organism in Eukaryota, Metazoa, Arthropoda, Arachnida, Ixodida, Ixodidae.
AUGGCGCCUGUUUCCCCCGAAGAUACACCGGACAUCCUACAGUGGAAUUGUCGAGGUCUUCAAGCCUGUGCAUCAGAAUUGAAUCUUCUAUUCGAGCGUAUAGGUUAUCCCAGCAUUCUUUUGCUGCAGGAGACCAAGGGAACAUCUCCGGGUCUUCAUCACUACAAAGCUCUGUUUUCUCCCAGCAUCACGCAUGCUCAUUAUGGACAGAAGAAAAUACAAGCACAAUCCGCCAUUCUUGUACAUAAAGACACACCGAAUGCGCAGCUGGACACCGCCACCUUUUGCACACCACAUCAAGAAAUUGUGGCAGCGAAAAUACGCUACAACAACAAGCACAUAGUCAUCGCUAGCGCAUACUACAGACCAUCGGCAAAACCACAGGAUACAAAUUUUGAUUGGUUAUGGCAGCUGAAACACGCCUACCCAAGGGAUGCCAUUCUGGUAGGUGGGGACUUCAAUGCGCCGCAUGAAACAUGGGGCUACCGAAACUCAAGCUCAAUAGGAACAAGACUUAAUACAGCCACGGAAAAGGCAGGGCUUUUAUUGGCCAGUGAUAUAGACUAUCCCACGCGACGCGGUAUGCAACCUGGGCAACGUGACACGAUUCCAGACCUGACCUGGCACUCUGGAAACAUCAUUAAGGAUUGGCGGUGCGGCCAUGAGACAAUGGGUAGUGAUCAUUACCCAAUUUGGAUUGAGUUGAACUCGACUCUCAGAAAACGAAGACGCACUACUCAAACAGUCAAUUGGCAAAAGUUCAGAGAGGCACUCGAUGGACGUCUAGAGGAACUUCCUGUUGAGCACCUCCUGCGCAGGGCCAAAGAACAAGCCACCACUACCACACUGGUGACAACAGAUGUCCCCACACCAGAUACCCACCUCCUCAAUCUCUGGGAGAGCAGGAAGCAGGCAGAGCAAGAAUACAUAUUAUCAAAAAAGGAUUAUAAAAAAUUGCUGACUUUGCGCAAAAGAACAGCAGAGGCGAGACGAUACGCUAAGCAGCUCACCCGGGAGAAAUGGCUAGACUUCUGUAGCACUCUGUCACACCGUUCCGGUACAGGGCGCUUGUGGCGCACCUUCCGAGCUAUGAAUGGUCAAAAGAAGACUAGGAAUAACAUAGAGAACAUCCUGAUCCGCACCGGUCAGACCGUCGAUGAACUAGAGCAUGAUGCAGCAUACACCUUUUUCCCGCAGCCCGUUCAUUUGCCACCAUACGAUAUCUACACCCCUCUGCCGUCUGAGAACUCCGACGGCAUCAAUGCUCCAUUCAGCCUGUUUGAGUUGGAGCUAGCCCUUUCGCAAGUGAAGCGGAACAGUGCCCCAGGAAAAGACGGGAUCUCCUGGAGCAUGCUCCGCAACGCAGACACAAAUACUAAGCACAAGCUCCUAGAGUUGAUAAACAAGCAUUGGCAAGACGGCUCCCUUCCUAAGCACUGA